Eimeria maxima is the source of this 1455-nucleotide messenger RNA. RefSeq lists its product as hypothetical. Bases 1 to 1455 code for a protein of 484 amino acids. Lineage: Eukaryota; Apicomplexa; Conoidasida; Eucoccidiorida; Eimeriidae. The transcript has 3 exons. The record is from RefSeq and is a predicted model, not a curated record.
AUGGACUAUUACGUUCGAGAAGAAAGGGCUCCUGAGUGUAGCCUGUUCGACGUACCCCUAAUCGGUCCAAAGCGGGACUUCGCAACGGAAGUGGAAUUUCGGCUAGCCAACGCUGCGAAGAUGUACCCUGCUGGUUAUACUGAUCCUUCACGCUAUGCAUAUAGAGCUCCCGUGCAAUACGGGACUCUUCCUCCCGCCUACUGGGAGUACAGGCCACCCAUGACCGUGAACUACCCGCAUGAAGCGAUGACCGAACCUUUGGGCUAUUAUUCAAGUCCUGUGCAGCCCUCUCCCCACCCACAGAGGUGGGCGUAUUACGAACCUAGGAAUUGCAAAAGGCCGAGGCCAGUAGUGCCUCAUGCUGACAUGGCUUUCCCUGGGCCUUUCAGUGGUACCUGGCAAAGUACACUUGGUGGGGUUCCCCAGCCCCCUAUGCAGGCAACAACUGCAGUUCCUUCGCAGUUGGGAAUGCCCGUAGAGACAUGGGGGCAGCCUCAACUUUCUCCUCGUAUUGACGCAGUUGCCCCCAGUGUGUGGCAAACAGUCGAGGUGGUGGGCGUACUACCAUUUUCUGGGCAAGAAAAGAAUCCUGGGCAGAGUCAAGAAAAGGAGACAGUUACGGGGGCCUCCAAUGCGAGCCAAAACGAGCCAAAUAACGAAUCUCCCGGAGCGGUGAAAGAGGUCAAGGUGGCACAGCGAGCCCCCGCCGCCAAGAGGAAACCAGCAGGUGCCAAGAAGGGCCAGCGAGGCCACGCACAACCCCAGCAGCCAGAAGGAGACGAGGCAGUUCGCGAUGACAUGGCCCCUGAAUUAACGAAAGGAUCCGCCUUGGACAAGUACGCAUCGGCAAAUUCCAUUGGCUCCGAACAGCCAGCAGACGAAACAGAGCCCACCGGGCAAGCAGAGAGAGCAAGGGAGCCCCCUGUUCAGGAUGAACAACGGGAAGAUGCGGUUGCAAACGAAAAGGGAGCUUCAUACAAGCUGCAACCCACAGUGGUACAAAAUCAGCAGCAUAAGGUAGAGGCCUUUUCCAUUUGCGACCAGGCAAAUGUUCAGCAGAAAGGUGGCGAAGCAUCGCUCGAAGGAGCCUUUGCAGCUAAGGAGAAGCAAUGCAAGCUUAACAGUGGCAUUCAAAGUCAAUUUGGAGUGGCAAAUGCAAAGGGAGAGAAACCAGAAGCCAUUGCGUUUUUUUCUGUAGGGGUGUCUGCCCCUUCAGUUGGCAGUAGCCUGGGACCAAUGAGUCCUCUGUCUCAGAAAUCGCCAGGAUAUUUCGGCGACAGCCUUGUUGGGCGGGCAGAUGCGUCGGCGGGAGCUACAAGCAGCUGGCCAAUUGGGUAUGUUCCUCCACCGGACGACAAGUACAAGGAGUUGGUGGUGGGCGGCCAGGUGUAUCUGGAAGGAGGGACCUUUUACCUGAGCGAAACUGGAGCUUAUCUUCUGGGGCUGAGGGGCUGA